Molecule: messenger RNA, 1562 nt
Organism: Ailuropoda melanoleuca (giant panda)
Lineage: Eukaryota; Metazoa; Chordata; Mammalia; Carnivora; Ursidae
Gene: ALG1
Product: ALG1 chitobiosyldiphosphodolichol beta-mannosyltransferase
Exons: 13
Coding region: 14-1408 (464 amino acids)
Cellular component (GO): endoplasmic reticulum
Molecular function (GO): mannosyltransferase activity
Source: RefSeq, a predicted model, not a curated record
UCGGCCCGCCAAGAUGGCGGCGUCCUACGUGGCUGUGCUGGCGGUGGCCGCAUCACUGCUGCUACUGCUGCUGGUCUCGUGGAAGCGCUGGCGUCAGGGGCGCGCGAAGUGGCACGUGAUCAUCGUGGUGCUGGGGGACGUAGGCCGCAGCCCCCGCAUGCAGUACCACGCGCUGUCGUUUGUCAAGAGCGGCUUCUCCGUGACCCUUCUGGGCUUCUGCAACUCCAGACCCUAUGAUGAGCUCUUGCAGAACAACAGAAUUCAGAUUGUGAGUUUGACAGAACUUCAGAAACUUCCAGUUGGGCCCUACAUUUUCCAGUAUGGAGUCAAAGUUGUAUUUCAGUCCGUGCACUUGCUGUGGAAGUUGAUAUGCAGGGAGCCAGCAGCCUACAUCUUUCUCCAGAACCCCCCGGGCUUGCCUGCCAUUGCUGUCUGCUGGUUUGUGGGCUGCCUCUGUGGGAGCAAGCUCGUCAUCGACUGGCACAACUAUGGCUACUCCAUUAUGGGUCUAGUGCAUGGCCCCAGCCACGGCCUUGUCGUGCUGGCCAAGUGGUACGAGAAGCUCUGCGGGCGGCUGUCCCACCUGAACUUGUGUGUGACCAACUCGAUGCGGGAAGAUCUGGCAGAGAACUGGGGCAUCAAAGCUGUGACCGUCUAUGACAAGCCAGCAUCUUUCUUUAAAGAGACACCCUUGGACCUGCAACACCAGCUGUUUAUGAAGCUGGGCCGCACCUACUCUGCAUUUAAGGCCCGCUCAGAACUCCUGGACCCAGCAACAGAGAGGUCGGCCUUCACAGAGCGGGAUGCUCAGAGUGGGCUGGUGACGCAUCUUCGUGGACGGCCGGCCCUGUUGGUCAGCAGCACCAGCUGGACAGAGGAUGAGGACUUCUCCAUCUUGCUGGCAGCAUUAGAAAAGUUUGAACAGCUGAUCCUAGAUGGAGAGAGUCUUCCUUCUCUGGUCUGUGUGAUAACAGGCAAAGGGCCUCUGAAGGAGUAUUACAGUGGCCUCAUCAGCCAGAAGUGUUUCCAGCACAUCCAGGUCUGUACUCCGUGGCUGGAGGCUGAGGACUACCCCCUGCUUCUAGGGUCAGCAGACCUGGGUGUGUGCCUGCACAAGUCCUCCAGCGGCCUGGACCUGCCCAUGAAGGUGGUGGACAUGUUCGGGUGCUGUCUGCCCGUGUGUGCCGUGAGCUUCCGGUGCUUACACGAGCUUGUGAAGCAUGAGGAAAACGGCCUGGUCUUCAAGGACUCCGAGGAGCUGGCAGCUCAGCUGCAGAAGCUUUUCUCAAAGUUUCCUGAUCCUGCUGGCAAACUAAGCCAGUUCCGGAAGAACCUCCGGGAGUCAGAGCAGCUUCGUUGGGAUGAGAGCUGGAAGCAGACGGUGCUGCCUUUGGUUAUGGACACGUGACUGAGCCAAAGACUGAGCGCUCCUGAGGGAGGCGCAGUUCCUCUCAACCCUGUGCAAACGCUUUAGGACAGCGCCUCCCCGUGGACAGCAGCCGGAAGGACGGCUGUGGAAUAAAAUUUUUUAACGACCUGGAGUUUGGCUCCGGGAAACUGGU